CUGGGACCCGCCUGCCGAUUUAGGGCUCAACCACACACCAAAAAAUAUUGAGCGAGUAAGCCAACAUUUGUGAGUCCAGUGAAGCCGAAAUCCACCCAGGAUCGCGAAUCUUUCUCUUCAGCCUGCCAACAAAGACAAGACACCAAGUCAAGUCCAGUCCCGACAACACAAGUCCUAUUUUCAAGAUGGCUCACCCCGGAUCUCAGAUCUCCAAGCGGAGAAAGUUCGUCGCCGACGGUGUCUUCUACGCCGAGCUCAACGAGUUCUUCCAGCGCGAGCUCGCUGAGGAGGGCUACUCCGGCGUCGAGGUCCGCGUUACCCCCACCGUCACCGAUAUCAUCAUCCGAGCCACCCACACCCAGGAGGUUCUCGGCGAGCAGGGCCGCCGCAUUCGUGAGCUCACCUCGCUCAUCCAGAAGCGAUUCAAGUUCCCCGAGAACUCCGUCUCCCUCUACGCCGCCAAGGUCCAGAACCGUGGUCUCUCCGCCGUCGCCCAGUGCGAGUCCCUCCGAUACAAGCUUCUUAACGGUCUCGCCGUCCGACGUGCUUGCUAUGGUGUCCUCCGCUUCAUCAUGGAGUCUGGUGCCAAGGGUUGCGAGGUUGUCGUCUCCGGUAAGCUCCGUGCUGCCCGUGCCAAGUCCAUGAAGUUCACCGACGGCUUCAUGAUUCACUCUGGUCAGCCCGCCAAGGACUUCAUCGAUCACGCUACCCGUCACGUUCUCCUCCGACAGGGUGUCCUGGGUAUCAAGGUCAAGAUCAUGCGCGGCUCCGACCCUGAGGGCAAGGCCGGUCCCCAAAAGACUCUCCCUGACGCUGUCACCAUUAUCGAGCCCAAGGAGGAGCAGGCUGUCCUCCAGCCUGUCAGCCAGGACUACGGCGCUAAGGCCGCCCAAGCCGCUCAGGCUGCUCAGGAUGCUCGUGUUGCUGAGGAGGAGGGUGGCGAUGAGGUCCAGGCUGUUGAGCAAUAGGAUGCUUAAAUCACCAGGCUGGGAAUAGCCGUCAAAACCUGAUGAAGGAAAGAUGGAGAUCCGUGGGAUGAGAGACGGAGGUCUACUCAGGCGUCAAUUGAUCAUUUGCAUCUGCUAAAGGGCACGGACGGUUUCAUUCUUGCUUGUAAUGGUAGGCAAAGCAUAAAAGAGAAAAAAAUGAGACCCCAAGAUUACGACGACACGUCUUGUGACUGUGUCUUCUGUCUACCAACACCUUGAGUACCUCUGAGAGGUCUUGUUUGAACUGAGUACGUGAAUGUCUCGUAGACAGUGGUGGCUGGCGUCCCUACAUAAUAUCGGUUGAAACGCUCAAGUCAACUAUCACGCUCGCUUGUUUCUUUCCAGGGCACUACACAUUCUCAUGCUAAUGCACACCACAGCUCAGGGGCGUCGUGACCACAAUGAGACAGUCAAUCAUGCCAUUGAUGGCCAUCUAAGUCCUACAAAAGAAUCUCAGAGGCUGCGGUUGGGUUCGGAUAUUUGUCGAUGUUCAAUUAUAUAGCGGUUUGAAACAAAUAUCCGUGUUUAGAGAGAGAUGUUGUCAAUAAUACCUAACUCCCUUGUCGAGCA
Fusarium verticillioides 7600 is the source of this 1559-nucleotide messenger RNA. RefSeq names its product 40S ribosomal protein S3. The transcript has 2 exons. NCBI's taxonomy places the organism in Eukaryota, Fungi, Ascomycota, Sordariomycetes, Hypocreales, Nectriaceae. Gene Ontology annotation, biological process: translation. Gene Ontology annotation, molecular function: structural constituent of ribosome; RNA binding. The record is from RefSeq and is a predicted model, not a curated record. The coding region runs from base 186 to 968 and encodes 260 amino acids. Gene Ontology annotation, cellular component: nucleus; cytosolic small ribosomal subunit.